Rotaria socialis is the source of this 1974-nucleotide messenger RNA. Lineage: Eukaryota; Metazoa; Rotifera; Eurotatoria; Philodinida; Philodinidae. The record is from the annotation of a GenBank genome assembly.
AUGAAUGCGUUUCGAGCUUAUUCAUUGCUAUCGACAAUAAAUACAUGCCGUUUGAUAAGAAGGAAUCUACCAUCGAAUAGUAAUACAAGUACUCUUCGAGUAAUAGCUGAUCGUGUUGGUGUCAAACGUCGUAGUCGACGCUUUUUGAGAAAUUAUAUUCUAGCAAAUGGGUUAUUGUUUGGUGGUGGUAGUCUGUAUUAUUUUUGCUAUCUUACAACAAAACAAAAACGUCAAAUAAAAGUGUCAUUUGAAGGUUUACAACGUGCAUUAAGAUCAUUUCGCAUCGGUUUUCUUAUUGCAGUUGAUUAUAAAUAUCAUUUUUGGACUAUACCUGAUACAUCACCAGAAUACGAUUCAAAACUUAAAGAAUGUCAUACACGAGCAGCCGAGAGAAUAGCGCAAGGAUGUAUCGAAAAUGGUGGCUUAUAUGUUAAAAUGGGCCAAGGUAUGGUUAGUGCCGAUCAUAUUUUACCAAGAGAAUACACUGAUGGACUUCGAUUAUUACAAGAUCGAGCUUUAAGAAGACAACGAAAUGAGGUUAGUCAAUUAAUCGAUGAAGAAUUCGGCUGUGAAGUUUCCGAUUUAUUUUCUUAUCUUUCUCCUGAACCUAUUGCUGCAGCUUCACUUGCUGAAGUCUAUGAAGGCCGUCUUAAAUCAACAGACGAACGUGUAGCUGUUAAAUUACAAUAUAUUGAUUUGCAAGAUCGUUUCACUGGCGAUAUGUUAACGAUUCGAAUGAUAUUGUAUGCCAUUGGUAGAAUUUUUCCUAAAUUUGAAUUCAGUUGGAUGAUCGAUUCAGUAAAAAGCAACUUAGAACGUGAACUUGAUUUUAAAUUAGAAGGCGAAAAUGCCGAGCAAUGCUAUGCACAGCUAUCACCACAUUUGAAAUAUAUCUACGUUCCAAAAGUUUUCUGGGAGUACACAACAAAACGAGUACUCGUCAUGGAAUAUAUCGAUGGGAUAAAAAUUUCAGAUACAAAAAAACUUCAAGAAGCAAACUUACCAUUAAACGAAGUUGAUACAAAACUUGUUGAAGCUAUGGCUUUUCAAAUAUUUCAUUCCGGAUUUGUACACGCUGAUCCUCAUCCCGGUAAUGUUUAUGUCAGAAAAGAUCCUAAUACACCAACGAAAUCAAAUGUUCAAAUUGUUUUACUUGAUCACGGUUUAUAUGUUACCAUUGGUCCAAAAGAUCGAGAAGCUCUAUGUCAACUAUGGAAAGCAAUUAUAUUGAAAGAUGAAGCCAAAAUAAAACAAUAUUCAUUAGCAUUGGGCGUACAAGCUAAAGACUAUUUAACAUUUGCCGCUGUCCUCUCUAUGCGUCCUAUUCAUCGACCUAUUCACGAUAUGGCAAUAUCACCCGGUGUUUGGGAUCGCAUGUCACCCGAUGAACAAAGAGCAGCACGUGCACAAGGAAAAGUGCGUUUUCCUAGUGAAAAGGAAUUUCUUAAUAUGAAUUCACAACAAAAAAUGGCCAUACGUAAAGAUUUCGCAACUAUUUUCAGUGACAUUGAAGAUAGUAUUUUACGAACUCUCUAUGAUAUGCCUCGAUCAUUAUUAAUGAUAUUAAGUGUAUCAUUCCGACAGAAAAUAGCUAAAGAGGAAAUGGAUCGAAUACGAUUAAAAGCUCGAGAAAAAAUGGACGAAGUUAAUCAUGUAUUCAAGCAAUUACCGGACAAGCUUAUUCUUGUUCUCAGAAACUUAAAUCAAAUUCGAUCGACUAUUCGUGAUCAUGGAAAUCUUAUCGAUCGACAUACUAUUAUGGCUCGAAGUGCUAUUUUGGGUGCUCGAAAAUACGAAACACCGCAGAGAUUAAUCAAAGAUCGUAUUUAUGCUCGAUUGGAAUUAUUUAUGUUUGAUUUAAUACUUUUCAAAGAUCGAACGGAGCGAUGGUUUAAAUUUAAAUUCUUGAAAUUCUUAGUCAUAUUUGGAUAUAUGUCCAAAGAAACUGAAAAAUUAGUCGAACAGUUUCAAUAA